This is a messenger RNA of Emiliania huxleyi CCMP1516, 1584 nucleotides long. RefSeq lists its product as hypothetical. The coding region runs from base 1 to 1584 and encodes 527 amino acids. The record is from RefSeq and is a predicted model, not a curated record. The transcript is spliced from 3 exons. NCBI's taxonomy places the organism in Eukaryota, Haptophyta, Isochrysidales, Noelaerhabdaceae.
AUGGCGGGGGCUGCGCCGAUCCAUGGCGCGAGGAGUCUUUCUGCCGAGCUCGCCGAGAAACGUGCCGAGCGGGAAGCACUCGAGGCGCGCCUGGCAACUGAAGAGGAGCUGGCCCGCACACUGCACGGCAUGAGCCUCGAGACUCUGACCAUCCCAAACACCGCGUCAGUUAUGCCAUCGCCACCGUCGCCGCCGCCACCUCCGAACGAGGGCGAGGCUUUCGUCGACGACCACCUCUAUGCACUCACCAACAUCCCCGGAUUUGAGUCCAUAAUGCUUCCCUCGAAUCCCGAGUGCUACCCGUACGAUGGCGAUGCUAAUCCCCGUCACCCCGUCUGGGAUCACCAAUCCCUGCACUCGGUAAUCGAAUCGUGGGCAACCACCCAGUUCCGCGUCGGCAGCACACGCACGGUGGGACUCGCUGCAGUGCAUAAUGCUCUCCGGUGUUGCCUGCUGUCCAUGCCGGAGAGCGAGCGCGCGAAGCUGCUGGGGUAUGGCGCCGGCGCGCCACCGCCGACACUGCCCGACUCGGCGCCGCUCGAGCCCGAUCGCUGCCGGCUCCUCGAGCUUCCUCACGACAUGCUUGUGCUAAUCGGUGCCAGCCUUGUUGACGGAGCGCUCCGCCACAAGUUCGGCAUGGCGCACCGAAUGUUGCGAGCGACGAUGCGAUCCACGGAGGCGCUGCGGCCGACGUUGAUCGUGCCCAUGCUACUCCUCACGAUCGUCACGCUGCUGAUGUCGCUGCUGCUCUCGACGAAGAUGGUGCUGCUGCUGAUGGUGAUCCUGCAGAAGAAGGCCGCGCUCGUGCGCCACUUGCACUCCUACGACUACUUCCUCGACGCCCACCAUCUAGUCGUCGCCUUCGCCGCCAUCGCUUCCUCACCCUCGGACCUCCGCCUGUCCGGGGCCUUUCAGCUGGCGAGCGAAGGCCCAGUGUGGCGGUUUGGGCGGCUCGAGCGGCUGGAACUCGAGUCGGGCGAGACACGCCUCGCUGCUCUUGCGGGCGAGCAGGUGGUGCAUGUGUUGCCCGCUGAGAUCGCUUCGCUCCACAGCCUGCGCCACCUCGGCCUCUCGUUUGCCAUCCGUGACGCAUCGGCGUUGAGCGUGGGUCCCGCCGGGCUCACGUCCCUCUCGGUGGGCAGCUCUGUCCUGCAGGAGCUGCCCGAGCUCGCCGCGACGGGGCUGCAGAGGCUCGACCUCUCGAGUGCCAUGCAACUCACCGCCACGAGCUGCUCGUCCGCAUGGUCGGUCAUCAGUGGACUCCGCCACCUACGCGAAUUGCAGAUCUUCUAUCAGCACUGGCCGAAUCUGCCCGCCCACGCGGCGGCCAAUCGCCAUUAUCCCGAGUGGCUCGCAUGCGCACUACGCGGCUCGGAGAGGGUCGUUGAGGCCUCCACGACCUCCCCGGUCUUUGUACAACGCACGGGGUUGGGCGUGAAGAUCAUCAACUCGGCGCGCCGGAUGCGCGGCCCCGAGCUCGCCACCCGUCUGACCGCCAUCUUCCUCCUACGAAUCCUCCAGCAUUACCGGUGGCAUUGGGCGGAGGAUUCGGAGGAGAGGAACGCGGCGGGUGCGGUGGCAUGA